AGAAGAGUGAGGAAAGACAUCACCGUUAAGUUGCGUGCAACCUUGACUCGGAUAAGCGACUGACAAUGGAUGAAUGGAUGCAUCUUCCUUUUGACACUGACCAGCAAAGUGAAGGGAUACCAUUGAACCAAACACCUAACAAUGGCUCCAAUUGUGACAGUUUUAUUUACAACCCAAACGUUGUCCCAGCUCUCUACUUUCUGAUGUUUCCCAUAGCUUUGUUGCUGAAUGGUGCGGCAGCCUGGGUGUCUCUGCACCUCGAGUCCACCUCCACCUUCAUGGUGUACCUGAAAAAUCUAGUCGCUGCUGACAUUAUUAUGACCUUGAUCAUCCCAAUCACAGCUGCAAGUGACUUGCCGGGUGCGUCGAACAAAUUAGUCAUACUUUCAUGUUAUGUCAGUCCCAUUUUCUACAGUACGCUUUACACAUGUAUCGCUUUGUUGGGUGUAAUAAGCCUGGACCGUUUCUUCAAGAUCACGACCCCCCACAGCAAGUUGUUUGGUAAUCUGACCUUUAGCAAAGUGGUGUCAGGCGCAGUCUGGGUGAUACUGUUUGGAAGCUCAGCUUUACCAAAUAUAAUUUUAAGUAACAGAUCAGUGACCAAUGGGACAGAGAUCAGCUCUUGUAUGAAUCUGAAAGGACCAGUUGGACUUGAAAUCCACGAAAACAUUGUAAUUUACCUGAAUGUUUUAUUCUGGCUCGUCAGUGUGGUCAUUGUGGUUUGCUACAUUUGCAUCACUAACAAGGUUAUCCAGUCCUUUCGAAACUCUGGCAGCAAUAACAACCAGGGAAAGCAAAAGAUCAAACUGCGCGUUUUUCUGGUUGUCAUUGUGUUUUUUGUAUCAUUCGGACCAUACCACUUUGUCAGGAUCCCAUACACCUUUCAACAAGUCAACUAUUCUUCCAAUACCGACUGCUCUUACUUAAAGGGCAGGUUUGCCAAAGAAUUCAGCCUCUGGUUUGCCACCACAAACAUCUGCAUGAACCCUCUUCUCUACAUCUUUCUGUGUAGGGAGUUCAAGGAGAAACUGAUGUCUAUGAUGAAAAAUUUGUCCAUCUCAUUCCAAGCAGCCUCAGCAGGCAUUUCACCACAGAGUAGAUCCUGA
Molecule: messenger RNA, 1106 nt
Organism: Dicentrarchus labrax (European seabass)
Lineage: Eukaryota; Metazoa; Chordata; Actinopteri; Moronidae
Product: P2Y purinoceptor 13-like
Exons: 3
Coding region: 66-1106 (346 amino acids)
Biological process (GO): negative regulation of adenylate cyclase activity; G protein-coupled receptor signaling pathway
Cellular component (GO): membrane
Molecular function (GO): G protein-coupled purinergic nucleotide receptor activity
Source: RefSeq, a predicted model, not a curated record